AUGUUUCAUCUUAUACAAGGGUUAUACCAGAAUUGGAAUCAAAGAGAAUUAUAUUCAGUAUUGAUUUUAGGUUUGGAUAAUGCAGGGAAAACAACAUUUCUGGAGACUUUAAAAAAAGAAUACUCACAAGUUUCGAAAGACCUGGAUAAAAUAACACCUACCGUUGGCCAAAAUGUUGCUACAAUACCUAUUAAGGAAUCUACAACAAAAUCUAACUGUAUCUUAAAGUUUUGGGAUGUGGGAGGCCAAGAAUCGUUAAGAUCAAUGUGGUCAGAAUAUUAUAAACAAUGCCAUGCAAUUAUAUUUUUAGUUGAUAGCACAGAUAGAACAAGAAUCGAUGAAUGUAGUGAUGUAUUAAAGACAAUUGUAAUGGAUGAAUAUAUUGAAGGGAUACCCAUUCUGAUGUUGGCCAAUAAACAAGAUAGAGAAGACACUAUGGAACUGCAAGACAUUAAACAAAUCUUUAAUAAAAUUGCAGAACAUCUAAGUGCCAGAGACAGUAGAGUAUUACCUGUCAGUGCCCUAACUGGAGAAGGUGUAAAGGAUGCUUCUGAAUGGUUAGUAACAAGAUUAGUUAGAAACAAAGCUAAUAGACCCCCUCAAUAUAAAUGA
Messenger RNA from Henningerozyma blattae CBS 6284, 612 nucleotides. It is a transcript of the gene ARL3, whose product is annotated as Arf family GTPase ARL3. Gene Ontology annotation, molecular function: GTPase activity; GTP binding. The transcript has a single exon. The record is from RefSeq and is a predicted model, not a curated record. The coding region runs from base 1 to 612 and encodes 203 amino acids. Lineage: Eukaryota; Fungi; Ascomycota; Saccharomycetes; Saccharomycetales; Saccharomycetaceae. Gene Ontology annotation, biological process: protein localization to organelle; intracellular protein transport; Golgi to plasma membrane protein transport. Gene Ontology annotation, cellular component: Golgi apparatus.